Molecule: messenger RNA, 1101 nt
Organism: Brettanomyces bruxellensis
Lineage: Eukaryota; Fungi; Ascomycota; Pichiomycetes; Pichiales; Pichiaceae
Exons: 1
Coding region: 1-1101 (366 amino acids)
Biological process (GO): mitochondrial translational initiation
Cellular component (GO): mitochondrial small ribosomal subunit
Molecular function (GO): structural constituent of ribosome
Source: RefSeq, a predicted model, not a curated record
AUGUCUAAAACAAUCGGAGUGGCAGAAAAGUUUGCGACUCUCUUCAAAAACAGCAAAAUUGCACAACUGCCAAAGCAUCUGGGAAAUAAGGAUGUGGAUUUCCAGAAAGCAUAUCCAACACACCAAAUCAUUGAGGCGUUACCAUCAUCAUUUUCAAGAAGAGACUUUGGUUUGAAGGUGCGGCUUCCGAAGAAACUCAAGAGCCGCAGGAUUAUUAUAAACGAUAUUGACAACAAGUAUGGACUCCCGGACUUUAAUACGCUAAACGGCUUUUAUUGGAAAAAGCUGCGGUUUCAGGAGAUGGACAUUCCAGUAGAGGUGAAAGGAUUAGAGAAUAACGGUGUCAGCAGCCCGCUUUUCCCCGGGGCAAGUGUGGAUGCCGAUGAGAGCAAGAAGCCCAUUUCAAUGGCCUUGCAUAUAAACAAGCAAUCACUGAACUCGAAGAAAUUCAAGAAGGAGGUGAAACCAAGCCUAGAGAAGCUUCGUAAGCCUUUUAGCAGGUGGUUGGCUCAGAAGCACCCAGAAAGCUUGGAGAAGCCGGAUCUCUCGGAUGAGAUAUCGGAGUUCGUUGUCGAAAAUACUCGCGAUUCUACUUCUAAGAUGCAUCUGCCAUCCUCGUACAAAAGCCAGCUUUCAGGCACAGCAGGGCUAUCUUACAAGUUAAAGGGCAGGCUUUACCAGACGCCCAAUGGUGCAGAGAGUGUCAAAGUUUUCCCAGGUAGGUUGCUCCAGUCCAAAAUGACAGGUUACCAUUUCGGACUUGGUGGAUUUGUUGGUCAUUCAUCCGCCUCACAGUCUCAGGUGAAAUACCUCAGCAAGAUUUCAGAGCUGUCGAAGCCCAUCGUUGGAUCUGAUAAGUUCAGCAGGGAGCUCAAGAUCCCCUUGGUACCAAAGCAUGCCUACAUCAAUCCAAUGAACAAGAAAUUGGAACUUCACGUGGACCCUGUGAGAUCCAAUAAGAGGUACGGAGGCAACAACAGAACGAGUUUGUCCUCGAUCAAGAACUCGAUAUCGCCAAGAUCAUCAAUUGCCGGAAACGACAAGGAGACCUCUGUGCUCAACUCGUUGUUGGGGUUGCUAGAGACCGUCGAUAACAAAUGA